Molecule: messenger RNA, 2213 nt
Organism: Gryllus bimaculatus (two-spotted cricket)
Lineage: Eukaryota; Metazoa; Arthropoda; Insecta; Orthoptera; Gryllidae
Source: the annotation of a GenBank genome assembly
AUGAGAAUCAUAAUGAUAAGUGUUAAUGAAGAAGUUCGACAAAAAUUAACCAGCGCUGACUAUGCUGUUGCUGGUGGUGUCAGUGGUGUGGUUACAAGGUGUUCUUGUCAACCUCUUGAUGUAAUCAAGAUCAGAUUUCAGUUGCAAGUUGAACCAAUACGGAAAGAUGCAGUUGGUGUCAAGUAUUGGAGUAUAUCUCAAGCAACACAACAAAUAAUUAAAGAUGAAGGAAUUUCAGCUUUAUGGAAAGGACAUGUCCCAGCACAGCUACUGUCUGUUUUGUAUGGUGUUGCCCAGUUUUCAUCUUUUGAAUUUUUCUCAAAAGUUGCUUCAAAAGAAUCUCAGAUAUCACCAUUUAUUCAUUUUAUUUGUGGUGCUUCUGCUGGGUGCUUUGCUACAGUUGCCUCUUUCCCUUGUGAUGUUAUUAGAACCAGAUUAGUAGCUCAAGGUGAACCAAAGGUGUACUCAGGAAUAUGUGAUGCAGCAUUAAAGAUAUAUACCAAAGAGGGAUCAAAAGCAUUCUUUAAAGGCCUAUCACCAACAUUGAUACAAGUUGCACCACACACUGGUGCUCAAUUUGCGUUUUAUGCUGGCUUUAAGGAAGUGUGGAGAAAAUUAGUCUACCCCUUUGAUCUUGCUCGGAAACGUCUGCAGGUUCAAGGAUUUGAAGAAGCUAGAGAGAAAUUUGGGAAGGUUUUCCGUUGUUCUGGUUUAAUGGAUUGCUUAUGGGUAACUCUAAAGGAAGAAAAGGUAAGGGGCCUUUUUAAAGGACUUAACCCUAGUCUUAUCAAAGCUGGUACUACAACUGCCAUUCACUUUUGUGCUUAUGAACAGAUGUGUCACAUUCUAACUAUAUGGCAUUCAAAACUCUAACAAUAUGUGUGUGUGUGUGUGUGUGUGUGUGUGUGUGUGUGUGUGUGUGUGUGUGUGUAUAUUACCUGAUGCUCACUACCCAUGCAAAAUUCCAUAAAUUAUUGUUAUUGUUCAAGAUUAUUUUGUUAUUUUUGCAAGUUUCCACUUAUCUUGGACAAUUGGAAUUUUUAACACUGAAGGAAGAAGGGAGUCAAAGAUCACAACUUCACGAUUGCAUCACAAAACCAUUCAAAUUCUGGAAAUAUGAAGAGAAAAUAUUAAAAAUUAGUGAAACCUUUAUUAAAAAUUCUGAUAGAUUUCAUUCUGUGUGAAAAACAUUAAUGUUGCCUGAUGAGGAAGACCCAACCAUCUUCGAAACUUUGUGAAUAAACAGACACACUAUAAGAGUAAUGAACCUUUUUUCUUCAGUUGUUAGAAAUUCUGAUUGUAUUUAUGAAAACUUUCAAAAAUAAAAUGUAUGCCAAAUAUUGUAAGUAGUAAUUUAUACCUAAUAUACAACAAAUUAAGUAUUGAAAAUACACUCUGUACGAGUUCACAUUUCUCAAUGAUAAUUUUUGUUACAAUCCUUUCUGUUUUGGGUUCUCAGUACCUUGUCUAAUCUGUCUAGUCUAAACUUGUCUAAUCUGAACAGAAAAAAACAACAACAACAACAACAGAUAAAUUCAUUGUAAUACGACAUAUUUUGGAGCCCAUGUGUUCUUUUAAUACAUUCUUUUUGGUGGUUAAGUAAAAUUUCUAGAUGUGUAGAUAUGUAUUUUAAUUCUUUGCAGAAAUAAUUGAUUGUUUUUGGAAACAAUAAUUACUAAUAUGAUCUGAUUAAACAGUAGAGAUGCUAAUGUGAUUCAGAGAAAAUAAAAGUAUAUUCUGAUUAAUUCUUACAGUCCAGGAUAAAACCGAUAAAUCCUUCUUGCAAUGAAAUAUGUAAUAAGUAAUUUAAAAAAAUGUUUGAGGUGUGUUCAGGCACUUCAAAUCAAUUUUGUGUUUUCAAUUGUCAACUAAAAGUAUUUUUUAUUGUUCCUUUUUUUAAAAAAAAGUUAAUUUGUUUCUUUUUUGUACUUACACUUUUUUAAAUUUCUUAAAUAUUUUAAUAAUUAAAAAAAGUGAGUAAGGAAAAAAGAGAGUAAAAUAUAAAAUCCAUUGUCUUACUUAUCUAGACACUUUACCAUCAUUAAGAAAAAGAAGUAUAAAUACAUGUCACCUCAUGCACACUGUUCAGAAUAUGUUCAAAACUAAGUCUUACAUAAGUAAAUAGUCAUUAAAAUGGGUAGUAACAAAGUGGCUCUUACAUAUGAAUUAUUUGAAGUUCAUACUAUCAAUUUCAGCAAGUCUGAUUUAACUUA